This is a messenger RNA of Bipolaris zeicola 26-R-13, 729 nucleotides long. RefSeq lists its product as uncharacterized. The record is from RefSeq and is a predicted model, not a curated record. Gene Ontology annotation, cellular component: mitochondrion. NCBI's taxonomy places the organism in Eukaryota, Fungi, Ascomycota, Dothideomycetes, Pleosporales, Pleosporaceae. Bases 1 to 729 code for a protein of 242 amino acids. The transcript has a single exon.
AUGAUUCUCAGGCGCCCACUUCUCAAUGCGACAUCCGCUGCCGUAUCAAUACCAAAGACAUGCGUGCGCAACCUCCAACACUCAAUUCCCAUGCGCCCGGUCCCCAAACCGAUACCUUUUAUCCCCGACCACACGGCCUUCCUCAGCGCAAUUGGCCGCGGCCUCUCAGCACACGCGACAAAGAUCCCCUCAUGGGAAGCCCUCUUCACACUGACCUCGCCGCAACUGAAGGAACUCGGUGUUGAGCCUGCCCGCGCAAGACGCUACCUGCUGCACUGGCGCGAGAAGUUUCGAAACGGCGAAUACGGCAUUGGCGGAGACUGCAAGCACGUCACAGAUGGAGUUGCCGAGCUGAAGGUCGUCGAGGCACCUGUGCCGCCGAACCCGCAACUCGGCAAUACCAUAAGUCCUCGCUCGGCGGCUGCAACGGCGACACACGAUCCUGGGACCAGGAAGUUGGUUGUCAAUGUGCCUGUUGGUGCGGAGAGCCCUCCCGAGCCUGUAGAGACACUGCCAAAAGUCCAGGGUGUUGUUGUAAAGGGCGCCAGCACUAUCAAGGGUAGUUUUGUGGAGCCUGUCAAGGGAAGCGGAGGACUUCGUGCUAGGAUAAGGCUGCAAGAGGGUAUUUGGGAAGAGAGGAGAGGACACAAGGUUGAUGGUGGUGAGAGGAGAAAGGCAGAGGUGCGGGCGAAGAGGAGGGCUGCUGAGAAUAAGGAGAAGGCGCGGUAG